This is a messenger RNA of Paramecium octaurelia, 1311 nucleotides long. Lineage: Eukaryota; Ciliophora; Oligohymenophorea; Peniculida; Parameciidae. The record is from the annotation of a GenBank genome assembly.
AUGAUAUUUAAUUUGUUAUUCUUGUACUACGCAUAGGGAAUAUCAAUAAGCUUAUUCAGAAAAUAACAACUAGAUUACACGAACAUGUCAAAUUAUGAAAACAUACUCUUCUAUGGUAUAAUUGAAGUAGGGACACCACCUCAAUUUCUUUCUGUACAGUUUGAUACUGGAUCUAACUUAUUGUGGGUGCCUUCAGUUGAUUGUACAAAUUGUAAUUGGGCAACCGCGUUUUCACCUGAUGAAUCAGAAACAUUGAACUAUACACAUAAACCAAUAAAAAUUCAAGUAUAGAAUAAUUUCAAUUUCAGUAUGUUACUUCAGAAGUCUCUGGUUUUUUAGUCGAUGAUUAUGUGGGAUUGCAAGGGUCAAAUAUUCGUUCGUUUAUGCCUUUCUUAUUAGUCGAAAAUCAAGAAAAUAUUCUUGGAAAUUUAACUUAAGGAGGGAUGGGGUUAAAUAAUGAAAUUUCUAUUCAAAAUAUGUUUGAUAUUGCUUAUGAGCAAGGCCAAUUGAAUAAUUCAAUUUUUGUCAUGCAAAUAAACCAAGAGCCAUAUUAAUCAAGAAUUUACUACAAUAUUUCAGAAUAAAAACUUAAUAAUGGUACAUAAUGGUUAAAUUCAACUUCUUAGCAUUAUUGGGUACAUUAAUAGCGAUAUAAUUAGAGCUUUCCCAUUGAUUAAGUUUAAAUCAAAAAUUAAGUGAAGUAAUUAAAAUAAUAUAAUUGCGCAAUGGUGGAUUCUGGAAGUUCUUGCUUGUAUCUGACAGAAGACUUGUUUUAACUUGUUAUGGAUUCAUUGCUUAAAGUAUGCAAAAAGUAUUUUUUAUUUAUACUUUGUCCUUGCUAUCCAAAUGAAUACGAGUUAUAAUAUUUUCCAGAUAUAGUCAUUUAUUCUAAAGGAUAUAAAUUUACCAUCUCUUACUAAAGCUAUAUUCUUUACUCAAGCAUGAAUGACGGCUAUUGUUAGCUAACGCUUAAAAGUUUGAAAUAAUUUGAAGAUGUAUUCGAUUGUAUGCUCUUUGGAGACACAUUCCUAUUAAAUUACAUCGUAAUCUUUGAUAAACAAAAAAAUAGAAUUGGAUUUUAAAAUUCAAGUCUGGAACUUUGGGAUGUUGCGCCUUAGAUUUCUAAUGAAUAUCCUCUUCAAAUCGUUGGGUUAACUUGGUUUUCAUUAACUGCUUACUUCUUAAUAUUAGGAGUUCUUUUUUACUACAAUAACUUGAUGUUUAAACUAGGGGUUGAAAAUUAAAAACCUUCUGAUCAAGAGUUACCAUACGACAUGUCUUUAUAAACUUUAGUUAAAAAGUGAUUGUGAU